GGUUGACAAGUCUUAAGAACUAGUGUACAGGUAGUUUGGUGUGAGUGGUUGUAGUCGCUAGAUGGAGAGUUUAACCGCGUUCUUUUCGGCUUUGAUCUGAAGGACCUAGACCUAGAGAAUGUGACGGCUGAGACAGCUUGGUGUUUUUCUAAAAUAUCCAACACUAUCUCUCGUAACAGAUAACUGCACAAUGUUUUCAGUAUUAAAGUGUUGAUACGCCCGAAGAAUGGAAAUGGACCACCACGAGGCUGAGGCUUCAAACAGAAAGAGAAGUAAGAAGAAAAGAAAGAGUCGGAAAGAAUCCAAGGAUUCAGCCAUCUCUGAUGUGAGCACCAAACUUGCUCUCAGCAGGGAAACGUCUAUAGACAGUGGCGCUGGUGUUGAUGUGGAAGACGAAGAGAGCGGCCACGCUAGACUUGAAGAUGACACCAAAACAGUUCAACAUGUGACAAGUAUCAACAAAGAAGAUAGAAGAAGACUAAAAUCGAUGUCGACAUUUCGAAGACACGGAUCUGAAUCUCUGAUACUUGUUGAUAUGAAACGAGAGGCUGGUGAAGCUGCAAAAUUGAGUUCUAUUAAAAAACAUGUCAACACGGAUUCGCCUAAAUCAGUAGCAUCAUCAGCGUCCGUUUUAAACCUUUCUCCUUCACCUUAUGCCGAGUCUCGGCUUCUUUCUUCCCCAAGUUUCUCGGACAGGUCUACGCCACACAGGUCAAAGUCCCCGGAACUGUCGAAGGCACUCCGCGUGAAGCAAGAACGUUUACAGCUUGAGCUGGCCCUCGCCGAGACACGGUCUAAGCUGAAGCAGCAUCAUAUAGGAGAGAAACCUCAGAGUACAGAGGCUGACAGCAAGAAGACAAGAUUGUCUAAAAAAGUUUUACAAAGAGCUAAGUCCUUAGAGCUUUCCAAACUAAAAUAUGCUGAGAAAAUAUCCUUGUUGGAUAAAAAAGCAAACAGCCAGUCAUUAGAAACGAUCAAAGCAAUGGAAGAGUGCUAUUCACAUCAAAAACAUAGGUCCAAAAGUGAGAAGCGGUAUGUUGUGUCGUUAGGACAGGACAAUCAACAUUUACCGAAAGUAGGCAAUGCUAGAAAUCUAGUGGACCUUCCAGAAAAUUCUGAUUUGAUGAAUAAUGAAAGAGCAAAUCAAUCUACUGAGUUUGGUAGUCAAAGUCGUCUUGGGGGAGGGAGCACUCUAGAAACAGCAAGGACAUCCGCAGUCAUUCUUAAUGUGUCCGACUCAGGGACUGGCUUACCGAGCAGUCGACGAGAAAUCGUUUUACCACAUCUUCCAGAACAAGAGGUCACCAGGGCAGAACUAGUCAAAUUUCAAAAGAUUAAUCCUAUUCAGGAAAAUAACUCCACGUCUUCGAACAGCUCAGAUCAAAACAGGAAACUUUAUACUCCUAGUGUUUCUGGCCACAUUCCCACAGACACGUCUCCUUCUGAGGGUCACAGAGAGAUAUCUAACAACUUAGCUAGUCAAAUAGAGAAAAAAACAUUGAGCACGCUGACUUCUAUAUUGAGAGAAGAUCUUCCUCCAAUACCCAGUACGGAGGACAGCCAAGAGGCAGCGGUACUGGAUUGGAGGCCAGUAUUUCGCGCGGAGAUGCUCCGUCUCCGAAAGGAGGUCAAUGACUUCAGACAAUUCUGUGCCAAGCAGGUUGAGCAGAAUGCAUUAGUGCUAGCAAAUCAAUGGAAUAAGAGCUCAGAGAUCUCUUCAAGUCAUCCGAAAAAUGGACUUCCACUGUCAGAAGAGCUCCAAGAUGUGGACGUUAAUCUUCAGCUGCUCCAGAGGAAGCAAAAAGUCCUUGAUCUUGAAGCUGAGCUUUCUUCAAAAGAAAAGCAACUUUCUGAAAAGCAGAAAAAUCUUGAAGAAUACGAGAAAGAGAUCAAAGAAGUAGAGUCGCUCCUAAAUCAACGACAGGCUGUUUGUGACAGGAGACAACGGGCAUUGGUCAAUCUUGAUGAGGAGCUUCAACAGUUAAGACAAGAACUAGAACAAACAAGAGAUCAAAUUCAUCAAGACGGAACCAUCCCAGAAUCCAACUCUGAGAGAGCAAGAAGAAACUGGGACAUGGUCAGAAGAAACUUGCUGGACAGGCAACACUUACUGGAAACCACUGUCCAAAAGUAUCGGGGGGAGCUUGCUGCUGCCACGUCCACGCUGGCUGGCAAGGACAUCCUGAUUGCAAGAUUACAAAAUACGGUUGUAGAUAAUGAGGAGGAGCUGGCAAACAAAGAUAAACGAAUCAAACAACUGGAAGCCAAAUUAGGUUUGGCUCUGUCUGAGGCAAGAAACCUUUCGGAGCAGCUUAGCAACUACAGCCACAGGGAGAUGUUGGGCUCCUCCAUCUACGGCCGACGUUCCAGCCAAGAACUUACCCCUGACCAAAGCAGGACUUCGUUUCGGGGCUCAAUGUACAGGAGGCCCUCCACUUUCGCCGGAAGUGAUCACAGCGACGAGCAUCCGAAGCCCGUCAUAACAGCCGCGCUCGACCACGAUUCCGAACAGUUCCGGAACAACUCUCGUCUGCUGGGAAAGAGAAGCAGCAUAAGUGACAACGCAAUUACAAGGCUGACGUUGUCAACGUUGAAAACAGACGACAAAUAUGGACGAGGCAGCAGCGCUUGUUCUAUUCAAUGAUUACACUUUGAAUUAUAAAUUGUAUCCAUUCAAUGCACUAUUUAUUAUAAUAAGUCCUUCUACUUUGCCUAAUAGUCUCACAUUUUUCGUAUGCUUUCCAAAAAUAUUUUAUGGUUGCGUCAACUAAAUAUGAACUGACCAGCCGAACUUGCACUUUAGCUAAUGCCUUUAGGCAUACACCCAACGGACAGAUGGAUUAUAUUGGUUUCACAAUGACACAUUUUCCGUUACAAUGUAAUAGUCAAUGUAAUAAUUAGUCUAGUCCCCAAUAUUCCUCCUCAGCAAACUUGAUGCUAGAUCUAAACAAUACCAUGAGAGAGAUUUUCACGAUCAAAUAAACAAUGACGCGAAGUUAAACGACACUGUUGCCAACUAAUAUACUAAAGAACUGGGGUGGAAGUUGACAAACUUCGAACCAAAUUUCCUUUAUUACCGGUAGUUAGUUGUCUGCUUUUACAUAAGUUGAAGAUAUAAAGUCACAGUCUAAUGUUUUCUCCACAUAUUGUACUACAAACAAAAGAUCUUAAAAAAUUUAACUCUGCGGUUUAAAUAGUAUAAAGUUAAACUCCCCUUUCAGAACUUGCGAUCUAUAGAGCACAUGUUUCUUUGCCAACGGUUAACGAGCAAGUGGCCUGAACAACGACCAAACGCACUAAAAAUCACGAUAUUCAAAAUUCCAGUCUUUACUGAGAUUCGAACCCAGGACCCCAGGUUCGGAAGCCAAGCGCUUAACCACUUCGCCAACACCAGUCUUAUUCAUUGUAUUUAUUUUUUAGCUUCUCUUCUCCAUACCACCUAUCUAUACAGUUACAGUCCAACCAUUGCUAGCUUUGGUACAUAAUAUAAGUGUCGGGAUAAGAUGCGAUCAAAAUGAUGCAGUGAAAAUAAUUACGCAUUGUUCUGCUGAUUCAAAAGUUUGUAUAUUUGAGGAAAGCUGAUCAUGUAUUUAUUAUGAAGUUCACAUGAGUGACAUUGUUAAUGUGUAUGAUGUGUGUGUCGGUAUGCCCUAUGCUUGAAUGUCUCUCGAUGCUCUGUGUUCUCACCAUGUAACUACAGUAAUUUUCCAAGAUGCUAGGUGUAACAUUUUACUAAUUAAUUAUUGCUAGUUAAAUCCUAAAAAAAAUGUCUACUGUUUAGAAUUCAUUGUUUCGUUUUCUUGCAUCCUAAUGUGUGUUCGUGUCUAGGCAAUGAGUGAGAACAUUUAGUGACUUGCUGAUACAGUUGUACGUUAGUUAUUUAUUGAAAGAAUAAAAUAUGUCUUGGCAAAAACAAAAAAAAAAGAGUUGAAAGUAAAAUUCGCUUAUUUAGUAAGUUUCAUUUUAUUUUUGGAGAAAAUUCUGAGAAAAAGAAGUUAGAAAAAUAGUCAUUAGGGUAAGGAAAGAAAGA
Messenger RNA from Biomphalaria glabrata, 4030 nucleotides. Its product is annotated as restin homolog. The transcript is spliced from 9 exons. The record is from RefSeq and is a predicted model, not a curated record. Lineage: Eukaryota; Metazoa; Mollusca; Gastropoda; Planorbidae. Bases 227 to 2644 code for a protein of 805 amino acids.